GCACUCUAGAGAUAGUAGAGAGAGAAGACAUAGGAAAUGGCGUAGAAAGAAAAAGAAGAAGAAGAACAUUAGUUUCUCUCAGCUGACUGUUUGUUCAUUCUAACUCGUUAGAUCUGUUGAGUUUCUGCAAGAAAAAAAACACAGUUGGGUUGAGUUGGAUAUAUAACUACUGAUGAAAGCUAUUGUUUGAUUCUUCUAAUUAAACCUAGACAUGAACAACAACAACAACAACAAUCUGACAGUUGAAACAGAGGAUACCUUCGCCAGUUUGCUUGAAUUUGCAGCGAAUAAUGAUGUUCAAGGCUUCACAAGAUACGUUCAAAACGACCCUUCUGGGAUUCAUGAGGUUGGAUUAUGGUACGGUCGUUACAAAGGAUCGAAGCAAAUGGUUUUGGAAGAAAGAACUCCUCUAAUGGUGGCUUCUAUGUACGGUAGUGUUGAUGUUAUCAAAACUAUCCUUUCUUCUUCUUCUUCAUCUUCUUCGUAUGUCAAUCGAGCUUCUGGUCUUGAUAAGAGCACCGCACUUCAUUGCGCCGCCUCCGGCGGUUCAAUCAGGGCGGUUGAAGUCAUCAAACUACUUCUCCAAGCUGGUGCUGAUCCUAAUUCGAUUGACGCAAAUGGGCUUCGCCCGUCUGAUCUAAUCGUGGUCUCGCCCAGUCUCUAUCAUUUGAAACUCGAGCUGGAGGAACUUCUUUUGGUUAGGAACCCGAAUUCGAAUUCAAAUUCACCGCCUUUAUCUUCUUCCCCUGAUAACAACGAAACCCCAUCUUCCGAUUCCGAUUCGAUCCCUGAUAUCAAGAACAUGAAGAAAGAGUAUCCGAUUGAUCCUUCAAUACCCGACAUCAAGAACAGUAUCUAUUCAACUGAUGAAUUCAGAAUGUUCUCCUUUAAGAUCCGCCCAUGUUCCCGAGCCUACUCCCAUGACUGGACCGAAUGCCCGUUCGUUCAUCCCGGCGAAAACGCACGAAGGCGGGACCCGAGAAAGUACCAUUACAGCUGCGUCCCGUGUCCUGAUUUCCGAAAAGGGUCCUGUCGAAGAGGCGAUACCUGUGAGUACGCCCAUGGAGUUUUCGAGUGUUGGUUACAUCCUGCUCAGUACAGAACCCGUCUUUGCAAAGACGGGAUUGGUUGUAACCGAAGGGUUUGUUUCUUUGCCCAUACACAGGACGAGUUAAGACCGUUGUAUGUCGCUACAGGCUCGGCUGUUCUGUCGCCUAGAUCGAUUUCGUCGGUUGAUUUUUCUCCGUUUACUCCACCAAUGUCACCAUCGGGAGUCAACAGCGUUUACCUGCAGUCGAGCCGAUUGAGGUCGUCUUUAAACGCUAGAGAUAUUCCAGCCGAGGAAUUAAGCUUGAUGAUGGAUCUCCACAUGCAAGAACAAAAGAUGCUAACCGAAUUAUCACGGGUUCAUUCGGGUCGAACCAAAACAAACUUGGACGAACUGUUCUCGGCCGAGAACCUGUCUCCACGGUUUUCCCAAUUUCAGAAUCAAGGGAUGUUAUCUCCUAAUCAUCGGAGUUCUGGCAGGAUGUCACCACGAAAUGUGGAACCAAUAUCGCCUAUGAAUUCGCGAGUGUCGAUGCUUUCGCAUCUUGAUAAGCAUUUUCGUAGCCUUAGCUGUCGCGAACUUGGGUCUAGUUCAUCGGGUUCGCCAGGGGAUUGGACGCAGUGGGGUUCAAAUUCAAUGGGCGGGAAGGUUGAUUGGUCGGUUGUUGAGGAUGGUCAAGUGGGCAUUGGAGAGGAGCCCGAUCUAUCGUGGGUUCAGUCGCUUGUGAAAGAAUCAUCUCCUCAGGAAACAGGGUUAGGUGGUGUGGGUGCGGGUGAUCCAUCCGUGAUCGGGUCUUGGCUUGAACAAAUGCAGCUGGAUCAACAUUUUGUCAAUAGUAAAAAAGGGGAAGAUUUCUGAUUGAAGAAUUAAGCAGAUUACUAACUAAGGGGGGAAUAUUAUUCAAUUUCUCUAUCUCUUGUUCAGAUUUAUUUGUUACAAUCUGAAAGCUUGGCAAUGGGUUUUCUUCAUGAAAAAUAAACCAACCAACCCUGUUUUUCUUCUUCUUUUU
This is a messenger RNA of Impatiens glandulifera, 2057 nucleotides long. RefSeq names its product zinc finger CCCH domain-containing protein 30-like. The transcript is spliced from 2 exons. NCBI's taxonomy places the organism in Eukaryota, Viridiplantae, Streptophyta, Magnoliopsida, Ericales, Balsaminaceae. The record is from RefSeq and is a predicted model, not a curated record. The coding region runs from base 212 to 1906 and encodes 564 amino acids. Gene Ontology annotation, molecular function: metal ion binding; protein binding.